Coffea eugenioides is the source of this 1218-nucleotide messenger RNA. Its product is annotated as metacaspase-9. The transcript has 2 exons. NCBI's taxonomy places the organism in Eukaryota, Viridiplantae, Streptophyta, Magnoliopsida, Gentianales, Rubiaceae. Gene Ontology annotation, biological process: proteolysis. The record is from RefSeq and is a predicted model, not a curated record. Gene Ontology annotation, molecular function: cysteine-type endopeptidase activity. Bases 43 to 993 code for a protein of 316 amino acids.
GUACCCAGGUUUUGCAUACACAAAGUAAGCUGGCUGAGAAAAAUGGACAAAGGAAAGAAUAAGUGGGCUGUUUUAGUAGGCUGCAACUAUCCAAACACAAAAUAUACAUUGCAUGGAUGCAUUAAUGAUGUUCAAGCGAUGAGAGAUUUGCUCGUUAAGAAGUUUGGAUUUGAUCCAAAAAACAUUAACCUUUUGACCGAUAAACCAGGCAGUUUCAUCUUGCCCACAGGUGCCAACAUCAUGAAGGCACUUAAUCGAAUGGUUGAUCAGGCUCAAUCUGGUGAUGUCCUAUAUUUUCACUAUAGUGGCCAUGGAACACUUGUUGACAAGCCAUUCCUUCCAUUCUCCAAAGAAGAGGCAAUUGUUCCUAUUGACUUCAAUCUGAUCACAAAUGUGGACUUUAGACAUCUGGUGAAUAAGUUGCCAAAAGGAGUAACUUUCACUGUCCUUUCUGAUUCUUGCCACAGUGGAGGCCUCAUUGACAAAGAAAAGGAACAAAUUGGACCUUCCAAUAAUCAUCUACACGGGGAUUCUUCUAUUUCCUGCAGCAAGCCUAAGGCCAUACCUUAUGAAUCUGUACUGACACAUCUCUCAUCUUUGUCAAACAUAAACACCACUGAUAUUGGAACUCAUUUGUUGGAAGUCUUUGGAGCAGAUGCAAGUCUUAGGUUCCGCUUACCUCAUGUCGAGCUAGAGUUCUAUAAGGCACUGAAGCAGGAUGAAGGAAUUCUGCUUAGUGGAUGCCAAGCAGAUGAAACUUCAGCUGACGUAAUUUCUGAGAAGGGGGAGGCCUUUGGAGCAUUUAGUAAUGCAGUUCAACAAGUUUUUAAGGAGCAUUCAGGACCUCUGACCAACACAGAGGUGGUUUCCAUGGCCAGAAAGAUUUUAGCUAACCAACAGUUUGAGCAACAUCCAUGUCUUUAUUGCAGUGAUGAAAAUGCAGCGGCUACUUUCUUAUCCCAAUCUGCAACUGCUGCAAGCUCAAGUAACUGAGUGACCGUCUGUUUUUUGUUCUCAGCUUGUCUCCGGACAAUGAAAGAAGACAUGUAUUACAAAUAAAUUGCUUCAUCCUUGUACCAAUUUGACUUGUGCUUUUGCAAGUUUCUAGUGGAAGACCAUAAAAGAAUUCUGACUAAAAGGAGGCUUACAGUAACAAAAAGUCGAUUCCACUAUACUAGAUAAUAUUAUAGUUGAAACUGACAAUCUUUUUCAUACCAA